AUGGAAGAGGUGAUCCUUGACGAGCGCGAUCAUGCUCGACUUGAUCUCAAAGUCUUGCCUUUGAACGGCUGGAGGAACAAUCGCAUACCGGUUUUGACUGAAGGUAUACGGGUUGUCCUUGUCUCCAAUGGCAUCAUGUGGUUAAGGUUCUCUAUCUUGUUGAGCCUUCCGCAUUUGCUCUAUCUGCUGUUGGAGUUGUUGCAACUGAGCAGUCAUGUUCGGAUUGCCGUUAUCGCCCAUAUCGAUGGGAUUAGGCCUUUGUUGUCUGUUUGCUCGUUAUACUCUCGCAAGUUCUGCGUUGGAAAGGAUGAGAAGAUCUUCGUUGCGGUUACUCCGUCGAGAUGUAGUGUUCAUGCACUUGAAACACACACAAGAAGAACGAGAGAGAACAAGUUAGUAAAUCUUAGACUAGAUUUUAAAUCAAGAAUCAAAGGUAACGAAUUGGUCCCCGUCGCAACGGCGCCAAAUUUGAUAGUCUAA
Molecule: messenger RNA, 480 nt
Organism: Microthlaspi erraticum
Lineage: Eukaryota; Viridiplantae; Streptophyta; Magnoliopsida; Brassicales; Brassicaceae
Source: the annotation of a GenBank genome assembly